Molecule: messenger RNA, 6708 nt
Organism: Glarea lozoyensis ATCC 20868
Lineage: Eukaryota; Fungi; Ascomycota; Leotiomycetes; Helotiales; Helotiaceae
Product: Thiolase-like protein
Exons: 7
Coding region: 1-6708 (2235 amino acids)
Biological process (GO): secondary metabolite biosynthetic process; fatty acid biosynthetic process
Molecular function (GO): fatty acid synthase activity; phosphopantetheine binding
Source: RefSeq, a predicted model, not a curated record
AUGUCUCAGAAAGUUCAACUUUUCCUGUUCGGUGACCAGACCUACGACUUUGCUUCAGACUUCAAGAAGCUGUUGCGAGAAGAGAACAAUCCCAUCUUAACAGCUUUUCUGAAUCAGUCAUGUUUCGCUAUUCGCGCAGAGCUCAACCAUUCGCUCCCUUUAAAGGAGCGUAAAGCAUCAUUUGCUCCGACCAUUGCAGAUCUCCUCCACAAAUACCGCCAAGGUUCUCUGAGUCCAGCAUUUCAGACGGCUUUAUCAUGCUGUUAUCAAUUGGCGAGCUUCAUAUCUCACUUCGGAGAAAUUGGGAGAUCGUAUCCACAACCUCACGACACUUACAUAAUCGGCCUAUGUACAGGUGCUCUGGCUGCCGCUGCAAUAGGAUCCUGUAGUACACUAUCGGAGCUCCUCCCUGCCGCUGUUCAAACAGUGCAAGUUGCUUUUCGUCUUGGUCUUUGCGUUGUGGAUGUUUGCUCCCGUAUUGAGAGCCCUACUGGCGAUGCUGCUCAAUCUUGGUCUGCUGUCUUUCCCGGCCUUGGAACCUCAGAAGCUGCAUCAUUGAUCAAGGAUUUCAGUGAGUCAAAAAAUAUCCCGAAAACUUCGCAACCAUGGAUUGGUGCCACGGCCGGAAAAUCCACAACAAUUAGCGCACCUCCAUCCAUUCUCCACCUUCUUUUGAGCUCUCCCUCAUUUUCAACUCGUAAAUCGAAGUCCAUUCCUAUCUACGUCCCGUCACACAACUCAAAUUUAUUUUCACUGAAGGAUGUCGAGAAGAUUCUAGAUACAACCUCCGCGACGAACUGGGAAGGUUUCACCGCAAAAGUUCCCGUGAUAUCCAGUGCCAAUGGCCAGCAGGCUUGGGUAGGAAACUUCAGAGGAUUACUGGAGAAAGCCCUGUUUGAUUGCUUACUGGAGCCUUUGAGAUGGGAUGCAGUGCUUUCCGAAUCCCCUACGCUACUGGCCAAGGGAGUCACGGAGGUAUCAAUUAUACCAUUCGCAACUACUGCAGCAACAAGCCUCGCCUCAGCAUUCAAAUCCUCAUUGCCAGUUACAAUUAAUGAACCGAAUGCGACAAAAGUUCCCGUUGAAGCUCUACCCGGCGGUAAAGAGAAACUCGCCAUCAUUGGUAUGUCGGGCAGGUUCCCAGAAGCACAAUCUCCCGAAGCAUUCUGGGAUAUUCUCUACAAAGGUCUUGAUGUGUGCAAGAAGGUGCCAUUGAAACGGUGGAAUGUCGACACCCAUGUUGAUCCAAGCGGCAAAGCACACAACAAAGGUGCAACACCAUGGGGAUGUUGGCUUGACUUUGCUGGAGAAUUCGACCCUCGAUUUUUCAGUAUCAGCCCGAAAGAAGCUCCACAAAUGGACCCGGCACAGCGGAUGGCCUUGAUGGCCACUUUCGAAGCGAUGGAAUCCGCUGGUAUGGUGCCAGGAACGACACCUUCAACGCAGCUUGAUAGAGUUGGUGUCUUCCACGGUGUUACUAGCAACGACUGGAUGGAAACGAAUACUGCACAAGACAUCGACACUUAUUUUAUUACCGGUGGUAAUCGUGGGUUUAUCCCUGGCCGAAUCAACUUCUGCUUCGAGUUUUGUGGACCAAGUUUUACCAACGACACAGCUUGCUCGUCAAGUCUUGCUGCCAUUCAUUUAGCUUGCAACUCGCUUUGGAGAGGUGAUUGUGAUACUGCAGUCGCAGGAGGCACAAAUAUGAUUUUUACUCCCGAUGGUCACGCUGGUCUUGACAAGGGUUUCUUUUUAUCCCGAACAGGCAACUGUAAGGCUUUCGAUGAUACCGCCGACGGCUACUGUCGAGCUGAAGGCGUGGGGACUGUCUUUAUCAAAAGGCUGUCGGACGCUUUGGCCGACAAAGAUCCGAUUCUUGGUGUUAUUCUCGAUAUUAAGACUAAUCAUUCUGCGUUGUCGGAGUCGAUGACGAGACCCCACGUUGGUGCUCAAAUCGACAAUAUGAAUCACGUUCUGAAUACCGCUUCUGUCGAUCCGAAAUCUCUGAGCUAUAUUGAAAUGCACGGGACCGGCACUCAAGUUGGAGAUGCGGUCGAAAUGGAAUCUGUCUUGAGUGUCUUUGCACCAAACGAAGCCUUUCGUGGUAUGGACUACCCACUAUGGGUUGGCUCGGCGAAAGCGAAUAUCGGGCAUGGCGAAGGUGUUUCCGGUGUUACCAGUCUCGCAAAAGUCCUGUUGAUGAUGAAACACGACAUAAUCCCACCUCACUGUGGUAUCAAACCUGGAAACAAGAUCAAUCGCACGUUUCCUGAUCUUGGUGCUCGGAAUGUUCAUAUCGCUAUGAAGCCCACACCUUGGAAACGGGGUGAGCAACCAAGAAGGGUUCUAAUCAGCAAUUUCAGUGCUGCUGGGGGCAAUACUACGCUGGUGAUGGAGGAUGGGCCUAUUCCUGAAGUCAUUACGCAAACGGAUUGUCGCUCAAGUCAUAUUGUCACAGUUUCUGGGCACGUUGCAAAUUCUUUAAAGAAAAACCUCCAGUCGCUUCUCGAAUACGUCACUGCAGAAGAAAAGAAUGGUCUCUCACUCCCACAACUUUCCUGGACGUCCACAGCUCGCCGACUACAUAAGAUUCAUCGUGUCAGUAUCACUUGCUCAUCUCUGACGGAAUGUAAAGCCGGGCUUCAAGCCGCCAUUAUGGAAGGUCACGGUACUACGAGGUCAAAGACCAAGCCAGGUUUACUCUUUGCUUUUACUGGCCAGGGUUCACAGUAUAUGGGCAUGGGCGGCACAUUGUAUGAGUCGUUCCCUCGCUUCCGAGCGUCCCUUCACCGAUUCGAUCAACUUUCCCAAAGCCUUGGUUUUGAUUCAUUCAUUCAUGUUUUCCAGUCUAAGGCGGGAGAUAUCGACCAGUUUCCCCCAGUUGUUGUACAGCUCGCGAUAUGUUCCUUGGAAAUGGCGUUGGGCGAACUUCUCAAAAGUUUUGGUUUGGAGCCAACCCUUGUUGUCGGUCAUAGCCUCGGAGAAUAUGCUGCACUCAACCGAGCCGGCGUACUAUCGGUCUCUGACACUCUUUUCCUUGUGGGCAAGCGAGCAGAGCUGUUACAAAGCCGCUGCAAUAGAGGUACCCAUGCUAUGUUGGCUGUCAAAGCUCCAUCAUCAUCUUUUUCGGGCAUCCUUGGCGACAAAAGGUACGACAUCGCAUGUAUCAAUGGGCCAGAGGAUACUGUACUGAGUGGUUUGAAUGAUCAAAUCGAGUUGAUCCGAGCCGCUCUCUCGUCAAAGGGAAUCAAAUCUACGUUGCUCAAAGUCCCAUUUGCAUUCCACUCCGCUCAAGUCGACCCGAUCCUUGAAUCUUUCAUCGAAAUCGCUUCCUCCAUAACAUUUCACAAACCAAGGAUUCCAAUCUUGUGUCCAUUGACCGGAGAAGUCAUCGAUAAAGCUGACAUAAUCACCCCUUCCUACCUCGCCAAACACUGCCGAGAAACUGUUAACAUUGCUGCAGCUCUAAGAUAUGCCCUUGCUUCGAAACUUAUCAAUCAGGGUACCAUAACUAUCGAGGUUGGACCUCAGCCAACGGUUUGCGGAAUGGUCACCAAGAGUCUUGGAUCUUUCAUGAAGACUUUACCAAUACUUCACCGCACACAAAACCUUUGGAAUAAUUUAACAUCCGCGCUAGGCACAGUCUAUUCUAAAGGCCAUGAUAUCGACUGGGUGGAGUACCACAGCGCGUUUCCAGCAUCGCAUAAAGUGCUCGAUCUGCCAGCUUAUGGAUGGGAUUUGAAAGAGUACUAUAUUCCUUACGAGGGUGAUUGGUGUUUGCAUAGACAUAAAAUUGAGUGUCACUGCGGGGAUCUGAAUGGGGUUACCAAUCAUACAGGGAAGGCUGUCGGUCUUUUGACGGAUUGCAAGCAAAAUGCCGGACUAGAGAAUAUGGUUGAGGCUCCCAAGGCUAAAAUUGAGGUGGAGUACCCAGAAACCACUAAUGUACACAAGCUCAUCGAGGAGAUCAUGGAGCCUCUUGGUGGGACCUUGGUCUUUGAGACGGAUAUGAGCAGGGCCGACACGCAGAGUGUUGCCGCCGGCCAUGCGGUCAACAAUAUUGCACUCUGCACACCAUCAGUGUACGCAGACAUUGCUUUUGUCCUUGGUAAAUACCUUAUGAACCGCCUGAGACCUGGCUAUCCAGGUAUUAUCGACGUUGCAGACCUAGUAGCAGAAAAGGCACUCGUUCCACACGGGAAAGGUCCUCAAUUCCUCCGUACUAAAUUCAGCGUCGCUUGGGCCCCCAAAUCCGCUGGCGCUACAAAGAGUGCGGAGUGCGAAUUCUGGUCAGCUAAUGCGAGUGGUAAACUUACCAUCAAACAUGCUUGGUGUACAAUCCGCUUUGAAGAUACGACUCAGCUUGAUUCUCUGAAGGCUCGUCUUCCUGAAUUUAAGUCCAAGAUCAGCCGUCUCCGAGACGGUUCGCGGAAAGGAGAAUUUGUGAAGUACAAUCGUACAGCAGGUUACAAGCUCAUGUCGACUGUUGCAACUUUCCAUCCCGAUUACAAGCUACUCAACCAUCUCGUUUUAGACGAGCCCACCCUAGAAGCAUGUAGCAAACUCAAUUUUUCCACCGUCAAACCCGGUGGGACUUUCGCCGCUCAUCCUGCGUACGUGGAUUCCAUCACUCAAGUUGGUGGAUUCUGUAUGAAUGGUAAGGAUAGUACUGAUCUCGAAACUCAUGUAUUUGUCAACCAUGGGUGGCACAGUUUCCAGAUCUACGAGGAGUUGAAGAAUGAUAGGGACUAUGAGGUGUAUGUGCAGAUGAAACAUGACAAGGGUGAUCUCUACCAUGGAGAUACCAUUGUUCUGGAUGGAGAUACUAUUGUGGCUUUCUUCACAGGCGUUUCGUUGCGAUGUGUUCCCCGAAAAGCAUUGAGAAUGGUUCUCCAGCAAACUGUGGAUAAAGCUUCUAGGGAGUUGGCAAAGACUGGAGCGGUUUCGGCAAAUUCUACGACUAGUGUUAACCCUCUCAAAUCUGCUCCAAGGGCAGUCAGCAAGAUUAUCGCUAAAUCCAAGCCCCAAAUCGUAUCCGGAACAGCACUAGCACAUACUACCAGUACUAUCACAACUACUAUACCUGCUCCAGUAAAUAUGAGCGGCGUUGCAGCUCCAUCAGCACUGACAUCUCCUCCGACACCAGUUGCCAUACCACCAAAAAAACAAGAGCUCAGUCCUCAAUUUGUCAAUGCUUUAGCGAUAAUCGCUGAAGAGAGUGGUAUCGCAGUCACGGACCUGACAGAUGAGAGCAACUUUGCCGAUAUUGGAGUUGAUUCCCUACUGUCAAUGGUGAUUGGUAGUAGAUUCCGAGAAGAACUCAAUUUGGAACUUGACGCCGAUUUCUCGAUCUUUGUGGAUCUUCCGACUGUUAAAGAUCUGAAGAUAUUUUUGCAGGGUAAAGAUCAACCACUUUCGCCUGAGGAACAGCCAGACGCAGCACUUCCGAUGGUCAAACCUUUGACAGAAGCUCCUUCGGUAGCCGCGACUUACACACCCGAGCCGGCAUUUGAGCAGAAACCAGCAGAUGUCCACGUGCUGUCAACUGUUGAAGAGUUACCUCCUCGUAAAAUUGAAGGAAAGAUUACACCAGCUCCAAUAAAUGGCACCACAAAUACAGCUCUACGGAUUAUAGCUGACGAAAGUGGUAUUGCUGUCUCGGACCUCAGCGACGACAGUAACUUUGCCGAUAUUGGAGUCGACUCCCUUCUCUCUAUGGUAAUCGGCUCCCGCUUCCGCGAAGAGCUGGGCCUAGAACUUGAUGCCGAUUUCUCCAUUUUUGUUGAUCUCCCGACAGUUGCACACCUCAAAAGUUUCCUCUCCGGCAACAGCUCCGAUAGCGAUUUAUCCGAGUUUGAAUCGAGUGGAGUCAUCUCUCUAGACGAAAGCUCCGAAUCCGAGCCAGAAGACCUUCUCGUUAAAGAAACCCAACCAACACGAUCCGACUAUUGUAAACCCACUAGCUCGGUGAUUCUCCAAGGCAUGCCCAAGACAGCCACAAAGACUCUCUUUCUCUUGCCAGACGGCAGUGGCUCCGCAUCAAGCUACGUCUCAGUCCCAAAACUAAAAGGCAACUACGCAAUCGUCGGUCUCAACUGCCCAUACGCUCGCGACCCAGAGAACAUGAACUGCACCCACACAGCUCUCAUCAGCAGCUUCGUCAACGAGAUCCGGCGGCGUCAGCAGAACGGGCCUUAUUAUCUCGGCGGCUGGUCCAGUGGGGGAGCUUUCGCAUUCGUCUGUGCUGAAAUGCUCGUUGCUCAAGGCGAAGAAGUUCACGGUCUGGUCAUAAUCGACGCGCCUGUGCCAACAAUCAUGGAACAACUCCCGACCUCAUUCUACGAGUAUACUGCUACCCUUGGACUUUUUGGCCAGACUGCUCCGCCCCCUUAUCUUAUCCCGCAUUUCAGAGCCUCCGUCGAUGUCAUGAUGACUUACAAGCCGCAGGUCUUGAUAACUGAGAGAAUGCCAAAGGUGGGCAUCCUGUGGGCCACAGAAACUUUGAUAGAUGAGAAAGACGUGAGAGGGAUGAAAAGUAUGCAUUUCAUGGUUCAUAAAAGAACCGACUUUGGACCGGAUGGAUGGGAGAGGGUAUUGCCUGGUGCGGAGUUUUUGACGAGACGGGUAGAGGGCGCGAACCACUUUACAUUAAUGUCGAAGGCAAAUAUUAGAUCUGUUAGUGUUAUCAUUGAGGAUGUGUUGGCAUAG